AAUGAAGCUCUCUCAAUAGAUCGAAACUUCUUCAGAACUCUUCUUCUCCUUUUCGACCUUUCUACCUUCCCGCCAACAGCGAGUGUAGAAUCUUCUCCCCCAAAGACCUCUCAGAUGAAUAUUCCGACGCGAAGAUCACCGGGUAAAAUAACGGAAGCUCCUCGCUCCGUCGGAGGACGAAGACAAAGGAAACCGCUUGCCGAUUGUACCAACAUCGUCUCCAGAUCUUCUCGACAACAGCCAUCUUCUUCACUCAAAUUCGCGAAUCCUAGUCUCACUUCAUCUCUCAAGAGGUUAGUAGAUCAAACUACGCUCAAGGAGAAACCCAAAGAUGUUGUUAUUAAUUCAGAGACUGCUUCCGAGAAAGCUUCUCCGUCUCCUGCCACGAACGUUAGACCCGUCACUCGCCGUAUGUCUGCAGAUCUGGGUUCUCCGGCCUCUGCUCCUUCUCGUCCCCAAUUAUCGCGCUCUGACUUGGGCGUUAGUGACACGGAGUUUGCUGAGCCUUGGUCUGUUUACACGGUGAGAAGGAAGAGGAAUAAAGACGCAUCUUCUUCUCCCUCUAGUGCAGCGGCUCGCAUGCGUCUGGACUUGACAUCAAGCGCUGGGAAGAAAACAUGUCAAGCAGAUGUAAACAAAACGAAGCCCUUGAAAAUGGCUCCCAAAAAGGUGAAUUCAGGAAAGCUCUAC
Messenger RNA from Camelina sativa (false flax), 690 nucleotides. RefSeq names its product sororin-like protein. NCBI's taxonomy places the organism in Eukaryota, Viridiplantae, Streptophyta, Magnoliopsida, Brassicales, Brassicaceae. The record is from RefSeq and is a predicted model, not a curated record.